UGUCGGUUUAGACGGCAACAAGGCGGACUGAAGUUUAUUGACAGUAUCAGUGUCGUCGAAAUUACCAAAUUAGCAAUAUAUUUAUGUGACGAUUGUGCCGUUUUCUUUAAUUCAACAUUUCUUUUGGCCUUAAUUUUCAAAUUAAAGUUCAUAUAAAGCAAUAAAUUAAUAAUAAAAAAUGUAAAUUAAACACAAGUGAAGCAAUAAUAAGAAAAAAAAAACAACCACAUAAAUUAAAAUAAAACCAGGCAAAACAAACAAAACAAGAAAAAGUUAAGAGAAUAAAGUCAAAUUGUUGGAAGCGAAAUUCUAUUGGAAAUAAGAAGGCGAAAAAAGCUAACGGGUUUUAUGCACAUAAUAAAAUUGGAAUCAAUCGUCUCCUCUCCCUCACUGUUACCGUUGCCGCCGUUGCCGUCGAAGUCAAUGCGGAGUAAUAAAUAAAUAAGUGCUGAAUUGAUUGCUCCAAUCUCGGAUACACUCACUGUGUAAUCAUGUCAAGCGAAGAGAUGUUAUACGCUAAGGGCUCCAAAAUAUGGAUACCCCAUCCGGAGCAGGUCUGGGAGAGCGCCACGUUGGAGGAUAGCUAUCGCAUGGGAGCUGCCUGCCUUAAGGUCCAGACUGAGUCGGGUGCCCUCAAGGAGAUCAAGGUGAAACCGGAUGGCAGUAAUCUGCCGCCACUGCGCAAUCCUGCCAUCCUGGUGGGCCAAAAUGACCUGACCACGCUAUCAUAUCUGCAUGAGCCCGGCGUGCUCUACAAUUUGCGGGUGCGCUUCUGUGAACGACAAAUCAUUUACACGUAUUGCGGCAUCAUUCUGGUGGCCUUUAAUCCGUAUGCCGAGAUGCCGCUGUACGGGCCCAACAUCAUACGUGCCUAUCGUGGCCAUGCCAUGGGCGAACUGGAGCCCCACAUCUUUGCCCUGGCUGAGGAGGCGUACACGAAACUGGAGCGUGAGAAUUGCAAUCUCAGCAUCAUUGUUAGCGGCGAAUCGGGUGCCGGCAAAACCGUUUCGGCCAAGUAUGCAAUGCGUUACUUUGCCGCCGUCGGUGGCUCGGAGUCGGAGACGCAGGUCGAGCGCAAGGUGCUGGCAUCUUCGCCGAUCAUGGAGGCCUUUGGCAAUGCCAAGACCACACGCAACGACAACAGCUCGCGUUUCGGCAAGUUCACCAAGCUGCUGUUCCGUAAUCAUAUGGGUGUCAUGUAUCUGCAGGGUGCCACCAUGCACACGUAUCUGUUGGAAAAGUCACGAGUGGUGUAUCAGGCGCAGGGCGAACGCAACUAUCACAUAUUCUAUCAGCUGUGCGCGGCGCGUGCCAAAUAUCCUGAACUAGUGCUGGAGCAUCAGGAUAAAUAUCAGUUCUUGAAUAUGGGCGGUGCCCCGGACAUUGAGCGUGUCUCGGAUGCUGAUCAAUUCAAUGAAACGGUACAGGCCAUGACUGUGUUGGGUUUCUCCAUUCAGCAGAUCGCCGAUAUUGUUAAGAUCCUGGCUGGCAUUCUGCACUUAGGCAACAUUGAGGUGUGCAAAAAGUACAAGGAUGGCAGCGAGGAAGAAGACACUGAAUCCUGCGACAUAUUUCAAAACAAUAUGCACCUGCAGGUGACGGGCGAUCUGCUGAAGAUUAACCCUGAUGAUUUGCGUCGCUGGCUAUUGAUGCGUAAGAUAGAGUCGGUCAAUGAAUAUGUGCUGAUACCGAACAACAUUGAGAUGGCAAUGGCCGCACGCGAUGCGCUGGCCAAGCACAUCUAUGCCAAGCUCUUCCAGUACAUUGUGGGUGUGUUGAAUAAGAGCCUCAAUAAUGGUAGCAAACAGUGCAGCUUCAUUGGCGUGCUCGAUAUCUACGGCUUCGAAACGUUCGAGGUGAACUCGUUCGAACAGUUUUGCAUAAACUAUGCGAACGAAAAGCUCCAGCAGCAGUUCAAUCAGCACGUCUUCAAACUGGAGCAGGAGGAAUACCUUAAGGAAGGUAUCACCUGGACCAUGAUUGAUUUCUACGACAAUCAGCCGUGCAUUGAUCUCAUCGAGAGUCGACUUGGUGUGCUUGAUCUUUUGGAUGAAGAGUGUCGCAUGCCCAAGGGAUCAGAUGAGAGCUGGGCGGGCAAACUAAUCGACAAGUGCAUCAAGUUUCCACACUUUGAAAAGCCACGCUUUGGUACCACAAGUUUCUUUAUUAAACACUUUUCGGACACUGUCGAAUAUGAUGUAAAUGGUUUCUUAGAGAAGAAUCGCGACACAGUGUCCAAGGAACUGACCAAUGUGAUGGCACAGUCGAACAUGUCGCUGUGCAAACAGGUCAUGAGUCUGGAAGAAGUGGACACACUUAGCACAGAUGCCAACAAGAAUACUACCACUCUGGGAGGUCGUGUUGUCAUCAGUGCUAAUCGCAAACAGCAACUCAAUGAAACGCGUCGAAGAGUGGUGCCAUCGAAGCAGCAUAAGAAAACUGUUGGCUCACAGUUCCAGGAGAGUCUGGCCUCGCUGAUCUCCACGUUGCAUGCCACAACGCCACAUUAUGUGCGCUGUAUUAAACCCAACGAUGACAAGACGGCCUUCAAGUGGGAAACGGCAAAGAUCAUUCAACAACUCCGCGCUUGCGGCGUCUUGGAGACUGUACGCAUCUCGGCAGCUGGUUUCCCAUCACGUUGGUUGUAUCCCGACUUCUAUAUGCGUUACCAGCUGCUGGCGUAUCGCAAUCAGAUCGACAAAAACGACAUGAAGCUAUCGUGCCGCAACAUUGUGCUCAAGUGGAUUCAGGACGAGGACAAGUAUCGGUUUGGCAACACACAAAUAUUUUUCAGAGCCGGUCAGGUCGCCUAUCUGGAGCAAGUGCGCGCCAAUCUACGCAAGAAAUACAUUACCAUAGUGCAGUCCGUGGUGCGUCGCUUUAUCAAGCGGCGUCGCUACCUUAAGCUGCAGGCCAUCAUCUCGGGCAUACAACGACAUGCUCGUGGCUAUAUGGCGCGUGUGCGUGCUCAGAAAAUGCGAGAAGUGCGCGCGGCCCUCAUCCUGUCCAAGUACGCUCGUGGCUGGCUUUGCCGGCGUCGCUAUUUGCGACUUUGUCACUCGGUUGCCGGCAUUCAGCAAUAUGCACGUGGCAUGCUGGCUCGCAAACGUUUCUUUGCGAUGAGGGAUUACUAUCGCGCCGUGCAAAUACAGCGCUUUGUGCGCGGCGUCCUUGCACGUCGCACCUAUCAGAAGCGGCGACGCAACAUUAUCAUUUGCCAGGCGGCGGUGCGACGAUUCUUGGCGCGACGCAAGUUUAAGCGCAUGAAGGCAGAGGCCAAGACCAUAUCGCAUAUGGAGAACAAGUACAUGGGCCUGGAGAACAAGAUCAUAUCGAUGCAGCAGCGCAUCGAUGAGCUUAAUCGCGACAAUAGUUCUCUGAAGCACAAGACCAGCGAGAUUAGUGUGCUGAAAAUGAAACUGGAGAUGAAAAAGAACUUAGAGUUUGAGUUUAAAACCAUUAAAGCUGCCUGUAAUGAUAAGGAUAAGCUAAUCGAGGCACUUAACAAGCAACUCGAAUCGGAGCGCGACGAAAAAAUGCAGCUGCUAGAAGAGAACGGGCAUGCCCAAGAGGACUGGACAGCGCAAAAGCAAAUGUGGUGCAUGGAGAACGAGGAGUUACGCAAGCAGGUGGACUCCAUGAUUGACAUGGCCAAGAAUUCGGAGAGCAAUCAGCGUGAACGUGAGGAACGUAUGCUGACCGAGAUCGACAACAAGGAACUAAACGAAGCUUACCAGCGCGCCAUCAAGGACAAGGAGGUGAUCGAGAAUGAGAACUACACGCUGAAGGAGGAACUGAGUCGCAUGCAGCAGCAUCACAAUGGCCUCGGCCCCUAUAACAUGCAUCAUGCACGCUCCGCCAGCAAUGCGUCCAGUCAAAAUGAUGAGGACGUUGGCUACGGCUCGGCUAGGAACACAUUGGACAUUAACAGAACGCCAGAUCUGACCAACAAGAGCGAUUCAUUCUUUGACAGCACGAGCAUUGUGGUCAAGCUUCGUUCCAUACUCGAGGAGGAGAAGCAGAAGCACAAAUAUUUGCAAGAGCAGUAUGUCAAGUUAGCCAGCCGCAACAAGCCCACCGAGGAUUCAUUCCGCGUCUCCGAGCUUGAAGUAGAGAACGAGAAACUCCGCAGCGACUACGAUCAGCUGCGCACAAGCAUUAAACACGGUGUUGAGAUCAACGAGCUCAAUGCACAACAUGCCGCACUUCAAGAGGAGGUGCGUCGCAGACGGGAGGAAUGCAUUCAGCUGAAGGCUGUCCUGUUGCAACAGAGCCAGGCGCUUCGCUCUUUUGAUCCGGAUAACCUGCAAUUGCGUGCCGAUGGCAGCCAUGUCAAUGAGCUGAUGGAGGCAUUCCAGGCACAGAAACUGGUCAACAGGCAAUUAGAGUCCGAACUGAAGGCCAUAACAGAGGAGCACAACAGUAAACUGAUGGAAAUGACACAGACUAUCGAACGCAUCGGACAGGAGAAGGGUGAAAUGCAAGAGGCGCUAUUUAAGAGCAUCGAUGAGUUUGACGACGCCAAUGUGGAUACACUGAAGCAGAACGAUCGCUAUCUGCGUCUUGAGCUGAAGAAGGCCAUCACACAAUAUCUGCUGGUGCAGGAGGAGCUUAAGUUGGCUAACGCCAAGCUGUCCGCUUAUAGGCAAGACGGUGGCAAGCUGGAGAACAAACUGGAAGAGGAAAUGAUACGCAACAAGGCGGCGAAUAGCAAUAGCGAUGUGGGCGCCAAUGUGGCCAAACAAAAGUCACAGAAUCCGCUUGGCCUGAUGAAGUUCCACAAUAGUGAUCUCGAUAAAAUCUUGCAACGCCUCUUGAGUAAUCUGAUGCCGCGCACCGUUGUUGGACUACUACCCGGCUUUCCAGCCUAUCUCAUCUUUAUGUGCAUACGAUAUACUGAUCUGACUAAUGCUGAGGAAGAUGUGCGUGAACUGCUUAGCAAAUUUGUGAUGCAAAUCAAGAAAAUGCAUCGCACUCCACAUCCGAUUGAGAACCGCGUCAUCUGGCUGGUCAAUUCAAUAACUCUAUUGAAUCUAUUGAAACAAUACGGCGACAUCGAGGAAUAUGUCAAGUUUAAUACGGACAAACAGAAUCUACAGCAAUUGACGAACUUCAAUCUGUUUGAAUAUCGACGCGUCAUACUCGAUCUCAUUGUGAAUCUGUACCAGGCACUGGUCAUGCAAAUACAAGGUCUACUUGAUCCAAAGAUUGUGCCAGCAAUAUUGAACAACGAUGAAAUACAACGGACACGUCAUCCGCAUGGCAUGCGCAAUCGCAAUUUUGAUGCCCAAUCGUCGCCGGAGCACGGCAAUAUUCCGGCAUGGAAACAGUUGAUUGGUCAGCUCGAGCAUUUCUAUAAGCAAUUCCAGCACUUUGGCUUAGCUGCUGUCUAUGCCGAGCAAAUAUUCAGUCAACUGUUGUACUUUGUCUGUGCCGUGGCUCUCAAUUGUCUGAUGCUGCGUGGCGACAUUUGCAUGUGGGAAACUGGCAUGAUAAUUCGCUAUAAUCUUGGCUGCAUUGAGGAUUGGGUGCGCGACAAGAAAAUGUCGAAUGAUGUAUUGGCUCCGCUGGCACCGCUGAAUCAAGUAUCCCAGCUAUUACAAUCGCGUAAGAGCGAGGAAGAUGUGCAAACCAUUUGCGAUCUGUGCACGUCGUUGAAUACAGCCCAAGUGCUGAAGGUGAUGAAAUCCUACAAGCUGGACGACUACGAAAGCGAAAUAACCAACGUAUUUCUGGAUAAACUAACCCAGAAGUUGAAUGAACGCCAAAUGCCCAAGGUCGAUGAGUUUACGAUGGAUCAAAAUUUCAUACAUCCCUUUAAGGUAGUGUUCAAGUACAGCGACAUCAAGUUGGAGGAGAUUGAGUUGCCGUCGCAUUUAAAUUUGGACGAAUUCCUCACAAAGAUAUAAAUGUUUUGUAUAGCGUCGUGUGUAUUUUUGUCAGCAUUAGUUUAUCGUUGCCAUUUGACCGUCAUUGCAUUUUGUUUUUAAUAUUUAAUAAACCCUCCUAAGUUAAUACAAUUUAAAUUAGCUAAAAAAAAAAAAAGAAA
This is a messenger RNA of Drosophila sulfurigaster albostrigata, 6049 nucleotides long. RefSeq names its product unconventional myosin-Vb (gene didum). The record is from RefSeq and is a predicted model, not a curated record. The coding region runs from base 492 to 5909 and encodes 1805 amino acids. Gene Ontology annotation, biological process: actin filament organization; vesicle transport along actin filament. The transcript is spliced from 17 exons. Gene Ontology annotation, molecular function: ATP binding; microfilament motor activity; actin filament binding. Lineage: Eukaryota; Metazoa; Arthropoda; Insecta; Diptera; Drosophilidae. Gene Ontology annotation, cellular component: cytoplasm; myosin complex; vesicle.